Molecule: messenger RNA, 2058 nt
Organism: Spirodela intermedia
Lineage: Eukaryota; Viridiplantae; Streptophyta; Magnoliopsida; Alismatales; Araceae
Source: the annotation of a GenBank genome assembly
AUGGACGGCAACGGAGUCGGAGAGAAGUCAUCGACGGCUGGCGACACGGAACCGUCGUCCUCCGAUGGCCUAGAAUCGGGGGAGCCGGCGUCUCCAUCGGACCCCGCCGAGUCCUUCGACUCGUUCGAAUGCUGCGUUUGCUUGUAAGAUUCGAACGUUUCGACGCUCUCUGUAAAUAUAUACAUGGUUAUACACGAUUAUACAUAUCGCUUGGGUUCCUUCUACCUGUAUUUCCUCCCGCUGGGAGACUUAUUUUUAUUUGACUUUAUCGAAUGGUAGUUUUGCGUUAGGAGAAGGGAAUUUCACUUAUUUUCCCUUUCAGGGUAUUUCCAUCCUCUUUGAUUAUAUUUAAAUCGUUUUUCUCGUUUCCAGAGUUUCCUUCGUCGGUCGAGUAGAUUGUGCAUUCCUUUGUUAUUGAGGCCCCGAGCACUCAGUCUUCUUCGCCUUUGAUCGUGGUAAAACUAUUCCCUAGACGUUGAUUUUGUUGAUGUAUUCAGAGGCUGUGGUCUCAGGUUAUUGGUCUCAUUUGGAAACAUGGAUAUGAAACAUUUUCUUCAUACCCUUCAAUGUUAUUGAGGAGAAAGUCAAAUUAAAAACAAACAAGGUAGAUGUCUGAUUCGCUCAGUGCUCACUACAAUGAUUCGUUUCUGAUCUAGUUUUAUGUCAAAGGAAGUAAACUAAACUGAAAUUGAUCUCAUCUAAAAAUGAGACGUUGCAAAUGAUUAUUUUUAAUUAACUCUAAGAAGCAAGAACUAUAUCAUAGGCACUGGAUUUUUUAUGAGCAUUUUUUACAAGAUGGCCCAGAAUGCAAAACUGCUUGUUAAUAUUGUUCCAAUACUUGGCUUGGGUGGCCCUUUUUUUAACAAUCAGCAAUACUCAAAUGCCCUGAAGAAACUAAUUUUUUUUAUCAAAAUAAGUUAUAUGAAUUGUGCGUAUAAAUUUCAUCCAGGAUUCUUACAGACUGACUCUUUUCUAAUUUGUCUGUCUCUGGGGUUUCCUAAUUUCCUAAUUUCGAGAAAUCAUCUGUGAUCCGUUCAUGACCCAUGAUAGUUCAUGAAGGCUCGGGGUGCCGAAAACCAGGCAGAUCAUAGCUCCACUCAUUCUUUUAUUGUACGAAUCACACGUGUGGCAUUCAUUGGUUCUUUCUCUUUUUAUCCAUAUCUUUACGGGCUCUUUAAUACACUAGUUCGUUGUGAUCAUCCAAGCAUUGCUUGAAUUUAGUAAGUCAGAUAGAUGCUUCUGCAGUUGCUCUCGGGACUCCACUAUGUUGACAAUGUGCUCAUUUUCUUGGGCCAUAUUCACGAGCAAGAUAUCAUUUUGAGCCUUAUACUACUAACUCCAGGACCUAUCAUUCUAUUAACUUUCCAAGAUUGAAGUCAAAAUAAAUGUGACACCAUGGUCUAAACAAUAGCUGCGUAUUAAAUUUUAAUUAAAUAGCUCUGGUAACUGCUUAUUCAGAAGAGAAAACAAAUGCACACAACUACCUGCUUAAUGUCUUUUGGCUUAUUAACUUAAGUUACCCCUUUUUUUUUUCUCUUUGCUUUAAUAACCGCAGUUCCUCCCUGUGGUACUGGUUCAUCACGUUCCUCUCUCUCUCUCGCUCUCUCUUGCUACAAUUUAGUAAAUGCUUGGUUCUGCAGAAGACAGUGGACCUCAUCCCUAAUAGCAUGGACAUUUAGGAGCUAGAAAAAGUGCUACUUGUGAACGAGAUUUUUGUACCAAAUUCAGUUGUUCACAUUGCUUGGCGGUCAUGCAUCGAUUUUCCUUUCUGUUUUAUUGAGACAUUCUCAUUCAUAGCAACAUAAGUUUUCAUCUGAAAAAGAAAAGAAUUAUUUCUUGAUGACGUCGUCCAUACUUUUGCUAUUUGCUCUGCAGCUUCUUACCAAUGUUGUCAUCCUUUCGUUUCUUAUUUUUUAUUGUUUUUUUUUCUUGAUUUUAAGUAAAUUUCGAUGCCUGCUACACUGUCCUUGAGAGAUAUCUCGGCUUAUCUAAGUGCUUGCCUUUUGUUUCAGGGAUCUCAUCUAUAAGCCAGUCGUUAUUGGUGAGAACUGUCUGUAG